Molecule: messenger RNA, 1026 nt
Organism: Vicia faba (fava bean)
Lineage: Eukaryota; Viridiplantae; Streptophyta; Magnoliopsida; Fabales; Fabaceae
Source: the annotation of a GenBank genome assembly
AUGGAUGACAAGAUAGACACAGCAGAAAAGAAGGUGCUGGUUGAUAUUGUAAAGUUGGUACAAAAGAAAGAUAUGAAGGGUAAACUAGGAGGCUGGAAAGAAUUCUUGAAGAAUCAUGAUAAGAAAUUCGGGGCAGGUUUGAGUGAUCCAUCAAAGAGAUCCCAUGAGGUUUUGGCUGAAUUUCUCAAGACAUUCUCAACUGAUGAGGAUUUAAAGUUUUUUGAUAACAUCAUGCAGCGUCAUUCAAAUCAAUACACGUUAGAGCGACCAAAAGAUAGAUCUCAUGAUUCCCCUGAGCAGGUUUCAGAAAGUAAGAUGUCGAAGCUGCUUAUUCACAAAAUACCAACCACUGUAAAUAGUGAAACGCUACACGAAAUUGUUCCUGGAGACUUCACAAUAGAACAAAAGCCUGCCAGGAGGGAUCACAGAGACAAGUAUUCUGUCUUAGCUAUAUUUAAGAGCCAACGAGAGGCACUUGAGGCAUAUGAAAAUGUUCAAGGCAGCCAAGAAAAGGAUUCAAAUGGGCUUCAACAAAAACUUGUAACAUGUCGGCUGAGUACAGGUAUAGAUGUCAGUGUAUAUGUUCGGAAAAUGGGAAUUGAUAAUCACCACAAAAAGUUGCCAUCUAAGAGAGAUUUACCAGAAGAAGACAAGACACUUGACACUUUCAAGAACAAGAAACUAAAAAUGGAUCCUGAAGUUGAAAAGGAUGAUGCCCUGAAAGCUUUACGAAUGAAACAUGAAAUUGAAAAGAAGGUCCACUUGAAAGAGAUUGAAGCACUGAAUCAACGUUUGAAAGAAAGAGAAUUGGAGCAGCUGAAUGAGAUUGAAGCACUUAAUCAACGAUUGAAAGAAAAUGAAUUGGAGAUUGAAUCAAUGAAGGAACAAUUGCUGAAUCAACGAUCGAAAGAAAGUGAAUUGGAGAUUGAAUCAAUAAAGGAGCAAUUGAGAAAAAAGGACUUUGAAAUCAACAAUCUGCAUAGAAUGGUAGAUAACAUUAAAAAAAGGCAAAAACCACGUAAAUAA